GGACGGACAUUUGAUGGUAGAUGCGCCUCUGCGAGUCUUAAUACGGCUGGAAGUAUCUGUCCAACUCCUGAGGAAUCUGGUGAAGAAUGGAGUGGUAUGUCCUGGUGCUCAUGCUGAGCUUGCCGCCCUCCAUCCGUGCAGAUUGCUCUUCACAGUGUCAGAAAUGCAUGCAGCAGAUCCUCAGCCGUGACGCCGCCUUCAGCAGCCUGCCGUGCAGCGCGGAGUGUGAGGGGCAGCUGGACAGCUGCGAGCAGGCUCCGGCGCUGGCGGACUUCAGCCAGGAUGAAGUUGCGGGUGAGCAGGAGAGCCAGCAGGCGGACCUGGUCAAACGCUACGGAGGCUUCAUCAAGAGAAUCGACAAGAACAAAAACAAAAUCUUCACCUCUCCCUGGCGCGAUAAUUACAUCCUGAAGGCCGGGGCGCUGCCCAAGAAAUACGAGGACUUGUUGAAGAGGCUGGUGGAGAGAGAUGCAGACGCGCCGCAGGACGCAGACGGCUCUCCGGAGGACCAGAUGCUCCAUAGUUAUGUUAAACGUUACGGCGGCUUUUUACGAAAAUUCGGCCCCAAGUCAAAGAGGAGUAGUUCGGCGGAGGAGAGCCAAGAGCCAGAGGAGCUGCAGAAGCGCUAUGGGGGCUUCAUGAGGAGGAUCCGACCAAAGUUGAACAACCUGAAGUGGGACAAGCGUUACGGAGGCUUUCUGCGCCGGCACUUCAAAAUCUCUGUGCGCUCAGUGGAGGAGCCCUAUUACUCCUACGAUGACUUGAGCUUAUAGAUGAAACCUGCGGAGAGAAAAACUACAGAGAACUGGUGCAGGUUCACUUGAG
Plectropomus leopardus (leopard coralgrouper) is the source of this 825-nucleotide messenger RNA. It is a transcript of the gene pdyn, whose product is annotated as prodynorphin. Gene Ontology annotation, biological process: sensory perception; neuropeptide signaling pathway; chemical synaptic transmission. Gene Ontology annotation, molecular function: opioid receptor binding. The record is from RefSeq and is a predicted model, not a curated record. NCBI's taxonomy places the organism in Eukaryota, Metazoa, Chordata, Actinopteri, Perciformes, Serranidae. Gene Ontology annotation, cellular component: neuronal cell body; axon terminus; dendrite.